UAUCGGAUCAGAUCAGAAAUCACUAGUGUCAGUGACGAUUCCGGGAUCUCUCGAGUGUGUUGUUUACCGCCAAGUGUUGCAUUCGUGACUGCAAGUGAAUGAAGAAUUAUGUUUAUAGUGAAUAAAUGAAUUGUGUUGAAAGGAAUUCUAUAUAAAAUUUGGAUGUUGGGGCUCUAAUAACUAUAACAAGUACAUAAAUGGUUUCGUGCGACUAAUCGUGUGCUCAAUCAAAGAAGAAGAAAAGGUGAACUUCCAAAAACAAAAAAUGUAUACAAUAUCCACACAAUGCCAGAGUCCGGCUAAUGGCUUCAGAUUGGCUAAUGCCAUCAAAGUUGUGCUCCUAGUUGUCAUCCUAAUGUGCCAGCAAUGCCAUCUGCAGAGAGUGGAGGUGCCGCCAGAAGCCAUAGUUGAUCCCAAAUUUAGUUCACCGAUUAUGAAUAUGACAGCGCCCGUGGGACGUGAUGCCUUCCUCACAUGCGUCGUCCAGGAUUUGGGACCCUAUAAGGUGGCGUGGCUUCGGGUCGACACCCAGACAAUUCUGACCAUACAAAACCAUGUAAUAACCAAAAACCAACGCAUUGGCAUUGCCAAUUCCGAGCACAAGACCUGGACAAUGCGCAUCAGAGACAUCAAAGAGUCGGACAAAGGAUGGUACAUGUGCCAAAUCAACACGGAUCCAAUGAAAAGCCAGAUGGGUUACCUGGAUGUUGUGGUACCGCCGGAUAUCCUAGAUUAUCCUACAAGCACGGACAUGGUCGUUCGCGAGGGCAGUAACGUGACGCUCAAAUGCGCUGCAACCGGUUCACCAGAGCCGACAAUUACAUGGAGACGUGAAAGUGGAGUGCCCAUCGAGCUGGCCAGCGGAGAAGAGGUUCCCAGCGUUGAAGGCACCGAUCUAAUAAUACCCAAUGUAAAGCGUCAGCAUAUGGGUGCCUAUCUCUGCAUAGCUUCCAAUGGCGUUCCACCAUCAGUGAGCAAGAGAAUAACCCUCAUUGUGCAUUUCGCACCAAUGAUCACCGUACAGAACCAACUUAUAGGCGCCGUCGAGGGCAAAGGAGUGACAUUGGAAUGCGAAUCGGAGGCCUAUCCAAAGUCCAUUAACUACUGGACACGCGAACGCGGAGAGAUAGUGCCGCCAGGUGGCAAAUACUCGGCAAACGUCACGGAGAUUGGUGGUUACCGCAACUCCAUGAAACUGCACAUAAAUCCCCUCUCGCAGGCAGAGUUUGGGGCCUAUAGAUGUGUGGCCAAGAACUCCCUUGGCGAUACGGAUGGCACCAUCAAGCUGUACAGAAUACCGCCCAAUGCCGUCAAUUAUGUGGAGAACUUUGAGGCGCGACACAAGGGCAAAAAGCGGACGAAAAGCUCGGAAAUGUAUCAUCCGGCUCGGGCACAGGAGCACAGCGGCGAGGAUAUGGAGAAUCCUGGCAAGAGAAAAGCCGAUUUGAGUCUCAGUGCGGAGAGCAUUGACAGCAUGUAUGGGGCGUCGUCCUCGGCAGUGGUUCAGCACCAGACCCUGAACCGGCUACUUCUCAUCCUGGUUCUGGCCCUAACGACAACGACGACGGUGGCGACGAUGGCGACGGCGACGGCGACGGGAAUGAUGCGGAAAACCCAGCUGCCAUUGUUGCCACACACACAGACACAUGUUUGACACAGACGCGAAGUUGACAGCCCUGUGGCCACCCCGAACAUGGACUACUUGCCGCUAAAUCUGGAACUGAAGUCGAAGCUGAUGCUCCAGCUGAAGCUGGUGCUGGUGCUGGCACUGGAGUCGCAGCACAAAUCUGUGGAGCUGCGAUGAUGAUUGAGUUUGUCAAUGCCAAAAGUUACUUGGUGCUGAUUUAUGGCUGCGAUGUGGUCGGGUCGGUCUUUAGUUAAAGUUUGUUUGUCAACCAGAUUAUACAUUACACAUACAUAUACUCGAAGAUAUAUAGUACGAGUAUCAGAACGAUGUUAGCUUUUAAGUCAACCAGGCUUCCUAAAUUUCCCCCGAUGAGACGCGUGCAUGUUGAGCUGUUGAGAAUUCUCUAAAUAUUUUAAGACUUAGCCCUAAUCAUAGUACAAGUAUCCAUUGUAUAAUAUCGAAUAUGCAAAUCAAUUACUGCACAUGUACAUAGAGCAGAGCAAGGGAACGCAAAUGCAAAGGAAAUUUGUAAGUAUAUAUCUUUAGGACGGGCUAUUAUGUAUUAUAAAAUUUGUAUAAACCAAAAAUGUGUGGGCAUAAUUAAAGAGACUGUAUGUGUGCAAAGUAAUAGUUAAUUGCAAUUUAAUUAAAUCCUAAAGGUGUAUAAUUUUCCACAAAUAUUCAUAUGAAAUUAGUCUUUAAUGGAAGGAUGGAGAAAGGAUAAAAGCAGACAAGAAAUAUACUUCAAAUAACCAUAAUGAAAAUAUCAACCAAAAGGAAGAGGAAAGAACCUCCGCCAAAUGCUCAAAAAGUUAUCAAUACAAAAUUACCACAAAAAUACAAGCUCAGCAAAAGGCUGUGUUCCAGAAAAUAUCCCCUCCAAAAUGAAUCCAUAGUUAAACUCCUAUAGAACCUUAUCCAAGAGUUUCCACCACAUUUAAUUCAUAUUUAAAAACAAUGUUUCAAUAAUAAAAAAACGCCAUACAUAUCAUUUACUGAAGCAUGCUAAACAUAUUAAAUACUAAUUAAAAACAACAUUUAUCGAUCA
Drosophila persimilis is the source of this 2675-nucleotide messenger RNA. It is a transcript of the gene DIP-eta, whose product is annotated as limbic system-associated membrane protein. The coding region runs from base 266 to 1654 and encodes 462 amino acids. The transcript has 12 exons. NCBI's taxonomy places the organism in Eukaryota, Metazoa, Arthropoda, Insecta, Diptera, Drosophilidae. The record is from RefSeq and is a predicted model, not a curated record. Gene Ontology annotation, cellular component: neuron projection.